Physella acuta is the source of this 2138-nucleotide messenger RNA. RefSeq lists its product as uncharacterized. NCBI's taxonomy places the organism in Eukaryota, Metazoa, Mollusca, Gastropoda, Physidae. The record is from RefSeq and is a predicted model, not a curated record.
CAACCAAUGUAGGUAGACUAACCUGAUUGUAUCCCUUGUUUUCCUGUUUCACCUGUCAGGUAGAACUUCCGCAUUAAAAUGGCGGAGGUGUAAUUUUCGUUUAUAAUUCAUAAUAAUCUCCCGUCUAAUUUUUAAAAGGAAAAAUUAACUGAUUUCCCUGGAUACAAGCGCAUGUUUUCAAGAUGUCUGCCUCAGUUUACAACAGCCCUUACACAUACAAGCCACCUCCACCAAGGAUUGACUACCCUUCCUUUUGUGAGGCAUGUUCUUCUUUAACAUGCAGGUUUGUCCUUGACUCCAAACUAUUAGCCAUAAGUGUGCUACUAUUGGGCAUCUCACUUUUGGUCAUCAUUGGCAUGCUGAUCACCCCUUUCUGGUUUCAACUGGUCCUUGACCCCACUGACGGCACCUUUGGAUCCGAGCCUGUGAAGCGCCAGCUGACCAUUGACUCUGGGCUCUUCUACCUGAGGGAGUCACAGUUUGAUAACACUCUCUUCCUGAACAAGUUCUCUACCAACAGGGAGGUCAUUCCAAAAGUGCUUCAAAGUGCUCAAGUGUGUUCUGUGAUUGGUGGGUGUGUGCUCAUGGGAUGCUUGUUUGCUGGUAUUCUCUUGAUGGUCAGAAGAUUUGCUUCAGCCACUGCCUUGAUAGUCUUGGCAGGAGCAGUAUCAAUGGGAGCUCUGUGUGAAGUCUUUGUGGUCCUGUUUUCUGGCAUUCUUAUUGGCAUGAGCACCUGCAAUCCGUAUGACGACCCUGCCUGCAAGUACGAGAACAACCAAGUCUGGCGUAUGAUGCCCAUCUAUGAUCAGUUUUACCGCAUUGAGCCUCAUGUCACUCCCUUUGUCAAACCUAACUGGGCCUUCUACAUCGCUAUCAUUGGUGCUGCUAUUUGUGUUGUAUCUUCCAUCCUCCUGUGGAUUGAGGCCAUAAGGACCAACCGUAACCUGGAACAUAUUCGCUACCAGCAGCUUCGUCUGAUUCGAGAUCCUUUUGAGCACGACAUUGACCCAACAGAAGGUAGAAAAUACGUCUAUGGUCCACCCACUCAACAUGGGCCGAACACGUAUGGCAUGCAGCCUGUGUUACAUGCUAGCCAGUACUCCGCCCCCUCACGCCAUGAUGAGUACAUCCCUCCAGCCAGUCUGAGAUCUGCUCCAACCGUGUCCUACCAACCACCAACACCAGACUACUCCAGAAAACAUGGGCCACCAUCAAGCACCAGCAGUGUCAGUGGCGCUUACGUCUCUCGGGAAAUUGAUCUAUAAAACGCUGCCCUGAAAUUUUAUCUAUAAGAUGUUGUCCUGAAAAACGUGCUAAAAUAUUUCCGCAGCUAAUAUACCCUGACCUUAUAAAAUUUGUUUCUAAAUAUGUUCAUAGAGUCUAGAAACUAUCUGGGAAUAUUUUUUUGUAUAAUAAAGCUGAAGCUCAUAUCUUAUAUUUAAUUGGUGGCUUGAAUCAAUAUGAACCAAUUAAUGAUUGCCUUAAUGACUUGUAAAUACUUCACUCAUUAACUGUCAUAUACAUUUUUUUUUUACUUUUAGGAAAUAAAAUAAAAAACAUUGAAAUAUCUUUUACUGCUGAAUAUUUUUAAAGCUAAAAAAUAAAGUUUUCAACUUGGGAAGUUUUUAAUUUGGAAAAUGAAACAAUUUUUUAAUAAUACUGGAGUGCAAAAUUCUUUCUGUACAUAUUCAUUUUCAUGUUUAUAGUUUAGUGUUCAUAUAUACACUCAUAUCUUGUACAUAUGAAAUAAUUAAAGCAUCAUUUAUGAACUAUUUGCCUAAUAAGCAAGUAUAUCACCCUAGAUUUCUUAAAAUUUUAAUUUUUCUACUGAUUUGUAUAUACUAUAAAAAUGUAGUCUAAAAAAGUUGGCUAAAAAUCAUUACUUAAGUAGUUCACAUUUGGUUUAAUGUUUAUAAGCAAUAGAGCGCAAUUUUGAAACUGACAAACUAAAACUGGUAUGCAAACAAGGAAGACUUAUGUUAUCUGCAUGAAUUUAACCAUGUUGUAUUGAUCCGUAGUUUCUUGUUAUAAAUUGAACAUUCCUUUUAUACAAUUAAUUACAUUCCAGACAUAAUUAAAACAUUUUUUGUAAUAUUUUUACUUACAAUAAAGUUUAAAUAAGUAUCAAAAUAGUUUUU